Apus apus (common swift) is the source of this 1963-nucleotide messenger RNA. RefSeq names its product inhibin subunit beta C (gene INHBC). Gene Ontology annotation, cellular component: extracellular region. Lineage: Eukaryota; Metazoa; Chordata; Aves; Apodiformes; Apodidae. Gene Ontology annotation, biological process: BMP signaling pathway; SMAD protein signal transduction. The record is from RefSeq and is a predicted model, not a curated record. Gene Ontology annotation, molecular function: growth factor activity; cytokine activity; hormone activity. The transcript has 2 exons. Bases 246 to 1322 code for a protein of 358 amino acids.
CUGCUGUGCUCCAGCUGCCCUGUGCCCGGGAGGGGCUUCUGCGGGAUCACAGGGGCGUUUAUCUUGCCCGAGAUCAGCCAAUAUUUGUGGUCACGUCAGGAGAACGAGCCGUUCCUUACACUGCUGCUGCGGAGUCCAGCGCUGCCGCCCUGCCACCACGCUCUGCUCUUCCGGCUGUAAGCGCUGCUGUCCCAGAGGAACGCUAUUUGCUGAGACCCCCAAACUCUCACCUUCUGGCACCGGAGAUGGCAGCCAUGACGGUUUUCCUGCUCCUGAGCCUUCUGAGGAUGGCGGCUCCCAGGGGACUGUGGUGCCCAGCCUGCGGGCUGUCAGCUCUGGCCCCUACCACACAGCGGGACAUUCUCAUCGCACUGGCAAAGCAGAGCAUCCUCUCUAAGCUCCACUUGCCAGACAGGCCCAACAUCACUCAGCCCACAUCCAGGGGAGCCCUGCUGACUGCUCUCCGCAGGAUGCGUAUGCAGCACAUGGAUCAGGCUGUGUCACCAGGGAUGCCCCAUGACAGCAGCGUCCCACACCUGGGUGUGCAGGAAUACGAGAUCUUGAGCUUUGCUGAGUCAGGGUCCUCCACCUCCCGCAGCAUUUGCCUACAUUUCCACUUCACCCAGGAGCUGACUGGGAGCACCGAGAUCCUGCAAGCCACCCUAUACCUGUUCUGGGCAAUCCCUGGCCCUGGGACACACCCUGUCAUAGUCAGACUCUUGCAGCCAGACCCGGCAGGGCUCAACAUGACUGUGGCCAGCGAGACACGACUGGAAGUACAGAGAGCUGGCUGGGUCACGCUGGAUGUGGGCCAAGCUGUCCGGAGCCUCCUUGGCCAAGGGAGCCAGAGGCUUACUGUGGAGCUGGAGGUGGUGGAGAACAGGGGGUCUCUCCUCCUGGCUGGCCACAGUGAUUCGCACUGGCCAUUUGUAGCAGCCCAGGCCCGAGCCAGGAAAUCCCACCGGGUCCAGCGGCGUGGCAUUGAUUGCAGUGGGGACUCUCGGAUGUGCUGCCGCAAGGAAUUCUUCAUAGACUUCAAAGAGAUCGGCUGGGAGGACUGGAUCAUCCAGCCCAAAGGAUAUCACAUGAACUACUGUUCAGGACUCUGCCCCCUGCACAUGGCUGGCAUCCCUGGCCUCGCCGCCUCCUUCCACACUGCUGUCCUCAACCUCAUCAAAGCCAACAAUGCAGAUGCAGCGGUGGACUCCUGCUGUGUGCCCACACAGCGUCGCCCCCUCUCUCUGCUCUACUAUGACCGGGACAGCAACAUUGUAAAGACUGACAUCCCUGACAUGAUUGUCGAUGCCUGUGGUUGUACCUGACCGGCUGCCUGAGGAAGCAGGAGGGCAGGACCUGUGCUGUGCAGGGCGUCCUUCCUCCUAUUCUCUCUCUGGCAGUGCGUGACCUGGCGAGCUGCUGAGAGAUGAGAACCCUGCCAAGGUGUUUUCCUGAAGCUUAAGUAUCCAGGGUGAUACUGAAUCUGCAAGUCCUCUCUUCCCUCACCUCCCACAUGGCUCCCUUCCCCCUGCCCACAGAUUCCUCUCUGCCCAUGAGCCAUGGCCUCUGAGAUUGGCUCCUGGUGGACACUGGACCCUUCUACCUGGCAGGACUGUGCAAAGCACGACUCCCCAGGCAGCUCAGGGCAGCCCUGGCACGCUCUGCUGCUGGUCCCAGACCAAGCCCAUGGUGCAGCCCUCAAUGCUGCAAUACAAACACAUGCUCUUCAGGUAACAGGUCCCAGCAGCAGCCACCUCAGGCUGCUUGGCAGAGAUAAAAGCUGAAAAGAUACUGGAGGACAGCUAGACCAGAAGGAAGAUGGCCGUCCAUGGGGCCUCACUCGUCAGCUGGACAUGAAGUUAAGGGGGUGAAGAAGGGGAAGUUGAUCCCAGUGGGAGGAUAGUGUCUCCCUCUCCGAGCAUCCCAGCUACCUGGUAUUCAAUAAAAGACUCCCAGCUGCAGUGUA